Messenger RNA from Brassicogethes aeneus, 870 nucleotides. The record is from the annotation of a GenBank genome assembly. NCBI's taxonomy places the organism in Eukaryota, Metazoa, Arthropoda, Insecta, Coleoptera, Nitidulidae.
AUGAGUACCCGUGUUUUUGUGGGUGGCUUGACCUACAAAAUCCGAGAACGGGAUUUGGAAAAGUUUUUCCGCAAGUAUGGCAGAAUUAAAGAGGUAUCCAUGAAAAAUGGGUACGCAUUCGUAGAGUUCGAUGAUCAUAGAGAUGCAGAUGAUGCCGUUUACGAAAUGAAUGGUAAAGACUUGAUGGGGGAUAGAGUUACAGUGGAAAGGGCCAGGGGUACACCGAGGGGAAGCGAUCAGUGGAGAGGUAGCGGCGAAAGAGGAGGCGGAGGCGGCGAUCGUGGGGGAAGAGGUUAUGGGCCUCCGCGCGGCAGCAGAAAUGAUCCUCCGAGGGGACGCGACAAGUAUGGCCCCCCAACUAGAACUGAAUACAGAGUUGUAGUGGAAAAUCUGUCCAGCAGAGUAAGCUGGCAAGACCUAAAAGACUACAUGAGAAAAGCUGGCGAAGUUACAUAUGCAGAUGCCCACAAACAAUGUAUUAAUGAAGGUGUAGUAGAAUUUGCUUCUUACUCGGACAUGAAAAAUGCCAUUGAAAAAUUAGAUGAUACUGAGAUUAAUGGCCGUAGAAUAAGAUUAACAGAAGAUAAACCUAGAGGUGGUGGUAAAAGGUCCAGGUCUAGCAGCCACAGCCGUUCUAGAUCACGCUCCAGGCGUCGAUCCAGGUCCAAGUCACAAUCAAGAAGCCGUAGCGGCUCUAGAAGCCAUUCAAAAUCCAAAUCCCCAGCCCGUUCCAAGUCUCGCUCUCAUUCCAAAGGUCCAUCUAAGUCUAGAUCCAGAUCACCCCAAAAUGGGUCCAGAUCACAUUCCAAAGAAAAUGAUGAACCAGUUGUAAGGUCCCAUUCAAGGUCAGUCAGCAAUGAAAGAAGUUAG